Molecule: messenger RNA, 806 nt
Organism: Helicoverpa zea (corn earworm)
Lineage: Eukaryota; Metazoa; Arthropoda; Insecta; Lepidoptera; Noctuidae
Product: ubiquitin-like protein 4A-B
Exons: 2
Coding region: 312-770 (152 amino acids)
Biological process (GO): post-translational protein targeting to endoplasmic reticulum membrane
Molecular function (GO): protein binding
Source: RefSeq, a predicted model, not a curated record
UCAGACUCAUAAAAUAAUCUUGGGCUAUUUGUAGUAUCAUACUUUUAUAUCGGAAAGAGCACACAUAUCCAUUAAACCGUGAGCGUAAAAGAGAUAUAGACCAAAUUUUGUCACUGUGAAUAAUACAUAACAUGGAAAAUAGCAUUUUGUACUGACUGACAGAAUUGUCAACUGCACUAAAAAUCGGUCGUCAGGUGUCAAACCAAUACAGUUGUUUUUGUCUGUCAUUGGUAUCAUGCUGCUGAAUUAAUAUUUUUGUAAUUUACACGCAGUGUUUCAUAAAAACAAGAUAUAUACUGAUACUAUUCAAAAUGAAAGUAAUCGUCAAAAAGUUGCAAGGUGGUGAAUGUUGCCUGGACGUGUUUCCUUCUACACAUAUAUAUGAAAUUAAACGACAAGUUGCUGAACAAUUAAAUAUACCAGUAGAAGAACAGAAAUUGCUGCUACUAGGCAGGACACUAGUGGAUGAACAAACUGUAGAAUCAUACCCUACUAUUAAAGAUGGUACUAAAUUGAACCUAGUUGUUAAGAAGCCUGAUACUCUUCAAGAAGCUUCCGCGAAGUAUUUCAAGAAAAUGUAUGGCAUGACAGAUGCUGAAGCUACAGCUGCAGGCAACCGCCUUGUGAAACUUGUGCAAGAGAAAUUCAGUAAAUUGUCAUGGGAUGAUGUUGAUAGGCUAUCGUUGGACUGCAUGCUGGACGAAAAUGGGCAAAGUCGAAGUCCUCCCAUGGAGAUUGAGCCUGAGUGUGAUGAUGUAUACAGUUUAUAAAUAAAUGUGGACUCUAAUAAAAUGGUUUUAAUAAUU